AUGAGCGGGCAAGGAAGGGACGAGGGCCCCGAGAGGGCAGCAACAGAAGACCGCAGAUCCCCUUCGAGGGAACGCGUCCGUGAUAUGUCGCAAGACGGGCAGGGGGGCCCCAGGGGCCCCUCAGGGGACCGCAGCCCUGCAGCAAGACGAUCUCCGUCAGGCAGCCGCCGCAGCAGAAGUCCCCAGAGGGCAGACAGAAGGAGUCGCUCCUCACGCGGCAGCAGAAGCAGGAGCCGCAGCGGAGGCCGUGGGGGUCGAUACAAUGGUAGAGCCUACUAUGGCGAUGAGAGGGUUACCCAUGUAAUGGAGAUUCAGGAUGAUGACGCCUCUUUCAUCUUAGGUGCAGGGGGUCGUACGAAGCGUAAGCUGAGUCAUGUAUGCGGUGCGGAGUUGAAUAUAGAGGAACGCAAUGGUCGUACAGUAUUAGAGAUGAGAGGAACAGAAGAAACAAUAAAAAGAGCAAAACUUUAUGUAGGGUUUGUUAUGCAACAACGUGUUGGUCCUGUACAACUUCCUCCUGAUGCAGAAAGCAGAGAUGAUCUUACCAUCAUAGAUGUACCUCAUGAAUGUGUAGGAUACGUAACAGGAAGGAAAGGUGCAGGUCUACGAAGUGUAGAAGAAGAAUGGAAUACUUUGAUGUUCUUUACAGACUUGAGACGUGCCCGUCGUGGUAGCGAAUUGAAGGUAAUGUCUGCAGUAGAGCAGAAGAUGCCUGGUUAUUUUACGGAUAAUAUACAAGAAGGAUCUAGUACUAAUGAGGGAUUUGAUACAGAUUAUGUUGCUAUAGCAGAAAAAGAUUACUCCUAUGCAUUAGGACAAAGAGGAAGCACAAGAAAGAAGUUAGCAAGAGCAUCAGGGGCAAUAUUAGAGUAUGUAGGAAGAAUAGCAUUUGUUGCUGGUACCCUACAAGAACGCAUGCGAGCUAAACAAUAUCUACAAUGGUUAUGCAUGCAGAGGACAUCCUUUGUUCAUGUUGAUACAGCAGGAAGGGACGACUGCGAGGUUGUACAUUUACCCCUGGAUGCAGUAGCAUACGUAACAGGAUCUAAAGGUAGUAAUUUACGUCGUGUAGAGGAGGAGACAGGUACAUUUAUAUUCUUAGAUGGAGCAAGAGGAGGAGGAGAGGAGAGACUCCUUAUCUUUUGUUAUGAUCCAGAGGCAAGGAGACGAGCAAGAAUUAGGAUAGAGGAUAGAAUUGAUGAAAAAUUAUCAGGAAGGGCUAG
Messenger RNA from Eimeria maxima, 1223 nucleotides. RefSeq names its product KH domain-containing protein, putative. The record is from RefSeq and is a predicted model, not a curated record. NCBI's taxonomy places the organism in Eukaryota, Apicomplexa, Conoidasida, Eucoccidiorida, Eimeriidae. Gene Ontology annotation, molecular function: RNA binding. The annotation marks the transcript as partial. The transcript is spliced from 7 exons.